AUGGCGCUCAGCUUCUUUAGUGGUACCGGAAGCGCCAGCAAUGCCAAAUACUUCGACAUUCGCUUGAACGAUGAGUACAUCGUAUUUCGUGGAGGCGAGCAUGAAGCCGCCAGCGCUCAUCUGAAAGGGACUCUAGUGCUCUGUCUGUCGGAGCCGCUCACUAUCAAGCACAUCCGGCUACAGCUCACGGGCAUGUCGCGCGUUUGUUGGCACCUCCCCUCUAGUUCGACCGCCGGCGGCCGCAAGUCAUGGAGAGAACGAGUCUUUUACGAUAAGACAUGGCGAUUCCGUGAUCCUGGCAAAGGCAAGACUGAGAUCCUGGCGGCGGGCAACUACGAAUACCCAUUCGACGUGGUGCUUGAGGGAUCCAUGCCUGAGAGUGUGGAGGGGUUGUCGGAGACCUGGGUGAUGUACCGCUUCAAGGCCGAGAUCGGGCGCAAAUAUGCCAAAGAUAUCGUUGCAAGGAAACCCUUGCGGAUCAUCCGAACCCUCGAUCCCAGCGCCCUGGAGCUGUCCCACGCGAUGUCCGUGGACAACAUCUGGCCAAACAAGAUCGAAUACUCCAUCAGCACUCCGACCAAGGCUGUCGUAUUCGGUACUUCCAUUCGGGUCGACUUCAAGUUGAUCCCACUACUGAAGGGUCUACGCAUCGGACAGAUUACGUCACAGCUCAUCGAAAGCCACGACCUCACGCUAAACCCGGAAGAUCCCGACUCGAUUCGCAAUACGUACAAAAUUACACGGACAAUCUUGACGGACGAGCAUGAGGUAGAUGAGGAUCGUGUCGAGAUAAUCGAUGAGGCCGCCGAGGGCUAUCAGUUUACGCGCUAUCUCGAUAUGCCGCAGACAUUGACCCGGUGUCUCCAGGAUACGGACACUAUGGGCAUCAAGAUUCGCCAUAAGAUGAAGUUCCGCAUUCAACUACACAACCCUGAUGGUCAUGUCAGCGAGGUGAGUUUGGAGACGCUCGCCAUCACUCCUGUCCAAACUAACUCUUGCGCGAUGCAGCUCCGAGCGACCCUCCCCGUAUCCAUCUUCAUCUCCCCCAACAUGCCCAUUGACGAGAACAACAACCUUCGUGAUCAAACACCCGUCGCCGCUCGCCGAACGGUAGACGAGUUCGCCAACCAGGCCCCGCCGCUUUACGGCGAACACCAAUUCGAUCAGCUGUAUAGCGAACUGGACCCCAGCGGCUACCGCACACCAGGCCCCGGUAGCGGCGGCCCCGGAACACCCUUUGGCCCCCUCAGCCGUAAUAUUUCAGCAGAGAAUCUGGCUUCGAUGAACGCGCUGACCAACACUGAUAUCUCCGCCUCCGCAUUACAUAGCCGUCUCACGACGCUGAACGCUAGUCGCUUCGGUCAUCAAUCCCCCAGCGAGCCAUCGCACGACUCCCCCACCGAGAGUCACCCUAACUCACGCCAGCUGAACGUUCAUUUCGGAGAUUACUUUGGUCCUUCCUCCGGCUCCAACUCACACAGUCCCGGCAGCCCCGAGAUGUCUCGCCGAGCUUCGGACGAGGUGGAUCACGAGCGUAUCCCAUCCGGCAUGGCUACGCCUUUCCAUCCUCAGUAUGCGGAGGUUGAGACGCUCAGUCGCGUGCCUAGCUAUUCCACUGCGGUACGCGCGGCCGUGGGUCCUUGCGACUCCAAUCUUCCCGACUACAAUGCAGUUAUUGCCAGUGGCCUCCCUACACCGCCAGUCCUUCAGUCCCCCCAGCAGGUUCACCUUCGCAGUGGCCGUAGCAGUGGGUUUUCCACACCUCUAGAGGUGAAUCGCCCCGGACACGGACACUUCGCACCCGGCGCCAACGCUGACGAUGCCGAACGCAGACUCCGAUUAGCGCAAGCCCGCGCUAGAGGCUGA
Penicillium brasilianum is the source of this 1866-nucleotide messenger RNA. Lineage: Eukaryota; Fungi; Ascomycota; Eurotiomycetes; Eurotiales; Aspergillaceae. The record is from the annotation of a GenBank genome assembly.